This is a messenger RNA of Parathielavia appendiculata, 819 nucleotides long. RefSeq lists its product as uncharacterized. The record is from RefSeq and is a predicted model, not a curated record. Bases 206 to 712 code for a protein of 168 amino acids. The transcript has 2 exons. Lineage: Eukaryota; Fungi; Ascomycota; Sordariomycetes; Sordariales; Chaetomiaceae.
CCAGGCGUCCUCAAUCCGGUCUGGUAAAUCCAAAUCCCACUGUUCCCCAGCACAAUCAUCCCAGACUCAUGUGGUAUCGCAACAACCUUUGUCUUCCGUUCAGUCUUUCAGGAUCGCUCUUCUUGCCUCGAUACUCUGAUCAAUCAUACCUGGCUUUGUUUUUUUUUUGCAAUCCUAAGUUGCCAAGCUGCGAUCAUGUUCGACAAUGAGGGAAUGUCUAAGAACGAGACCGUGUCCAACAGCGAGACCGUGGCCAACGGCGAGGACAUGCCCGGCAACGAGGCUAUGUCCAACAACGAGGACAUUUCCAGUAACGAAGACGUGCCCGACAACGAGACUAUAUCCGACGACGAGACCAUAUCCGACAGCGAGACUGUGUCCAACAGUGAGGUCAUGUCCAGUAGCGAGGCCGUACCCGGCAAUUAGGCUAUGUCCAACAACGAGACCGUGUCCGCCGACGAGACCAUGUCCAACAGCGGAACCGUGUCCAACAGUGAGGCCAUGCCCGGCAACCAGGCCAUAUCCAACCACGAGGACGUUUCCAGCAACGAGGACAUACCCGGCAAGGAGGGCAUGCCCAGCAACGAGGAUACGGUUCAGGACACCAAGAACAAGCCGCGGUACAAAGACAACGGAUGAUUACUUGUGGUACGCGAACAACAGAAACGGGCGCCGCGCCAACCUUCCGCCAUUCAGUGUCGAGCAGGCAUGACGACUGCUCUGAAGCCAUGUGCCCACAAUCAGUCCACUAACUCUAUCCAGAACAAACGGCUCUGGCUCUAUCCAGGCAAGAUUUAUUGCCGAUUUGAGGUCCAGCCU